AUGCGGCAUUCCAAACGAACUCACUGCCCUGAUUGGGAUAGCAGAGAAAGCUGGGGACAUGAAAGCUACCGUGGAAGUCACAAACGGAAGAGGAGAUCUCACAGUAGUACACAGGAGAAUAGGCAUUGUAAACCACAUCACCAGUUUAAAGAAUCUGAUUGUCAUUAUUUAGAAGCAAGGUCCUUGAAUGAGAGAGAUUAUCGGGACCGGAGAUACGUAGAUGAAUACAGAAAUGACUACUGCGAAGGCUAUGUUCCUAGACAUUAUCACAGAGACAUUGAAAGUGCUUAUCGGAUCCACUGCAGUAAAUCCUCAGUCCGAAGCAGGAGAAGCAGUCCUAAAAGGAAGCGUAAUAGACACUGCUCAAGCCAUCAGUCACAUUCGAAGAGCCACCGAAGGAAAAGAUCCAGGAGUAUAGAGGAUGAUGAGGAGGGUCACCUGAUCUGUCAAAGUGGAGACGUUCUAAGAGCAAGAUAUGAAAUCGUGGACACUUUGGGUGAAGGGGCCUUUGGCAAAGUUGUAGAGUGCAUUGAUCAUGGCAUGGAUGGCUUACAUGUAGCUGUGAAGAUUGUAAAAAAUGUAGGCCGUUAUCGUGAGGCAGCUCGUUCAGAAAUCCAAGUAUUAGAGCAUUUAAAUAGUACAGAUCCCCAUAGUGUCUUUCGAUGUGUCCAGAUGCUAGAAUGGUUUGAUCAUCAUGGUCAUGUGUGUAUUGUUUUUGAACUGCUGGGACUCAGUACCUAUGACUUCAUUAAGGAAAACAGCUUUCUGCCAUUUCAAAUUGAUCACAUCAGGCAGAUGGCAUAUCAGAUCUGCCAGUCAAUAAAUUUUUUGCACCAUAAUAAAUUAACCCAUACAGAUCUGAAACCUGAAAAUAUUUUAUUUGUGAAAUCGGACUAUGUAGUCAAAUAUAAUUCUAAAAUGAAACGUGAUGAACGCACACUGAAAAACACAGACAUCAAAGUUGUUGACUUCGGAAGUGCAACAUAUGAUGAUGAACAUCAUAGUACUUUGGUGUCCACAAGGCACUACAGAGCCCCAGAGGUUAUUUUGGCUUUAGGUUGGUCUCAGCCUUGUGAUGUUUGGAGCAUAGGUUGUAUCCUUAUUGAAUAUUACCUUGGAUUUACAGUCUUUCAGACUCAUGAUAGUAAAGAGCACCUGGCAAUGAUGGAACGAAUACUAGGACCCAUCCCAACACACAUGAUUCAGAAAACAAGGAAACGCAAGUAUUUUCACCAUAACCAGCUAGAUUGGGAUGAACAUAGUUCUGCUGGUAGAUACGUUAGGAGACGUUGCAAACCACUAAAGGAGUUUAUGCUCAGUCAUGAUGAAGAACAUGAGAAGCUAUUUGACCUGGUUCGAAGAAUGUUAGAAUAUGAUCCAACUAAAAGAAUUACCUUGGAUGAAGCAUUACAGCAUCCUUUCUUUGACUUAUUAAAAAAGAAAUGAAAGUGGUCUUACUAUAUGCUUCUCUAGAAGAGAUUUCUUUAAGACUGUGUCAGUCAACUAAACAUUCUAAUAUUUUUGUAAACAUUAAAUUAUUUUGUACAGUUAAGUGUAAAUACUGUAUGUUUUAUAUAGGUAGCAUAAUUGCCUUGUUAAGCAAGUAUGGUCUUGAUAAUGAAUGAAAUAUAAACGUUAAAAAUAAUAUGUUUUCUUUUUGAGAUUGCCAUUUUUAAAGGCCUUUGGAAUAUCUUUGUGUGUCCAGUGAUAAAUGUGAUUGAUCUUGUCUUUUGUACAUGGAGGUCAACUUUGGAGUGAUUUUUUUUUUUUUUUUUUUGAGUAAAAGGAAAUCCUGACUACUAUA
This is a messenger RNA of Chinchilla lanigera (long-tailed chinchilla), 1804 nucleotides long. It is a transcript of the gene Clk4, whose product is annotated as CDC-like kinase 4. Gene Ontology annotation, molecular function: protein tyrosine kinase activity; ATP binding. Gene Ontology annotation, cellular component: nucleus. NCBI's taxonomy places the organism in Eukaryota, Metazoa, Chordata, Mammalia, Rodentia, Chinchillidae. Gene Ontology annotation, biological process: protein phosphorylation; regulation of RNA splicing. The record is from RefSeq and is a predicted model, not a curated record.